Messenger RNA from Juglans microcarpa x Juglans regia, 765 nucleotides. RefSeq names its product transcription factor bHLH53-like. Gene Ontology annotation, biological process: regulation of DNA-templated transcription. NCBI's taxonomy places the organism in Eukaryota, Viridiplantae, Streptophyta, Magnoliopsida, Fagales, Juglandaceae. The record is from RefSeq and is a predicted model, not a curated record. Gene Ontology annotation, molecular function: DNA-binding transcription factor activity; protein dimerization activity. The transcript is spliced from 3 exons. The coding region runs from base 1 to 765 and encodes 254 amino acids.
AUGGCUUUAAGCUUUUGCUCCGACUGGGGGUCCUUUGAGCAUCAUCUCAGUCCAGAAAUCAUGAGCAGCUUCCAACAAAUGCAUGAUGAUCCAGAGAUGGCAGCGGAAGUCCUCAUGACUUUUGACGAAAUCUUUCCUCAAGUUGAACUCCAGUCCUACGGUCAGUACCCGAAGCGCCAGAAGUUCAGCUGUGGAAAUUAUCAUAAUUACUCGGAUUUCGCUCCUGGUUUCUUCGACGGCUAUCUCCCAAAUCCUGUUCUGCUUCCUGAGACACUGCCGGAAUUUCUAGCUCCAUUGCCAGUGGCAUCUUAUUCCUGCGAUCAACAUACUCCUCAUGAGAGUUAUACGAAGAAUCCCACUAGUAGAGUAAGCUUGUCUGCUCAGAGCAUUGCUGCCCGUGAAAGGAGAAGGAAGAUAACGGAGAAGACCCAGGAGCUUGGGAAGCGAAUUCCAGGAGGGAAUAAGUUGAACACAGCUGAGAUGUUCCAUGCCGCUUUCAAGUAUGUCAAGUACUUGCAGGCUCAAGUUGCAGUUCUUCAAAUCAUGGCGUCAGCCGCCGAGAAAGAACCAAUAAUGCAUGAUACGAAAGAACUCCAAGAUCAUCUUCUUGCAUCACCACUUAUUCAAGAGAAGUUGUACUCAGAGGCGAAGUGCAUGGUUCCCAAACAGUUUCUUCAAACCUCAGCUAAUGAUCGUGAAAUCCAAUCAAAGCUAUUGAUGCUCAAGGACAUUCAUGAUCAGUUGCAGAGAAUCAAUGGCGCCUGA